AGUAUCGACACAAAAGAAAUCGUUAUCUAUUUAUAGAAUUUCAAAGUAUAAACUAAAACCGCUCUUGUUUACGCAAUAUUGAAAUGUAUUGAUAUAUUCGUUAGAACAUUGGAUAACAUGGCACACGGGACAAUAAAAGCGGGUUGCAAGUUAAAAACCAAUAAUGAAGCAAGACGAGCACCACAGAUAUAUGAAGAGAUUAACAAGCGAAUCCUUGGUAAAUUCAUCUUAUCUUUAUGUGGGAAUGAAGGCACAAAUGAUGGUAGUAAUACUGCUGGGCUUCGGAGACUUCUUCAGUUGGCUAUAUCUGUCACAGAAAACGAGCCCGCGAGUACAUUACAGAAUGCAGAAUUCAAGUUUUAUGACGACGAAUGCAAUGUAUACACUCUUACAUCAGGAUAUGGAGAAAACAAAUUUGUAUUUACUUUCAAUGAAAAGCUUGAGCCAGGUUUCACAGUUCAAAGAAAGUGGAUGUUACUCAUGUUAACCAGAAACAUACGGAAUAUAUUUCAGCUAUCUGCACUGCUAGAACUUAUUACAGAACUUUACGAUUUAUUUAACUUUUACGUUAAUACUGGAUGAGAUUUCCGAAUUAAGAGUAUAAUAUUUCUUUGUUGCAGCUGUCUUUUUUCUGUAAUUAAAAGUGAUAUUUAAGGAUUUCAUUAUAGCAGUAAUUAAAGGCUGCUCAUUUGAAAUCAUAGAUAAUCAACGUAUUUUCUCUGUUUAAUUCCUUUGUAAAAAUGCUACUAUUGACGAAUGUUUAAUAGAAAUUUUGCUUUGA
Messenger RNA from Mercenaria mercenaria, 781 nucleotides. RefSeq lists its product as uncharacterized. The coding region runs from base 118 to 582 and encodes 154 amino acids. The transcript has 2 exons. The record is from RefSeq and is a predicted model, not a curated record. NCBI's taxonomy places the organism in Eukaryota, Metazoa, Mollusca, Bivalvia, Venerida, Veneridae.